Peniophora sp. CBMAI 1063 is the source of this 2349-nucleotide messenger RNA. The record is from the annotation of a GenBank genome assembly. Lineage: Eukaryota; Fungi; Basidiomycota; Agaricomycetes; Russulales; Peniophoraceae.
AUGUUUGCCCGCCGUCGUUCCCUGGGGCUUAGUCUCCUGUCGCUUAUUGCUGGAGCCUCCGCCCAGUCAUCCUCCUCCUUUACCGACCCUGUGAACGGCAUCACUUUCCAAGGCAUCACAGACUCUGUCUAUGGUGUUCAAUACGGAUUUGUCUUCCCCCCAGUCGCUUCAAGCGGCUCCCAGCCGACGGACUUCAUCGCCGAGAUUGUAGCUCCGGUCGCUGCAAAAUGGGUCGGUGUCGCACUCGGCGGCGCCAUGAUCGGUGACCUUCUCUUGGUCGCAUGGCCGAAUGGGAAUAGUAUAGUCACGUCUACUCGGUUUGCGACCGGCUACGUACAGCCCGAGCCAUUUGCAGGGCCGACCAUUACGCAGCUUCCGUCGUCGACGGUCAACUCUACACAUUGGCACCUCACCAUACACUGCGAGAACUGCACCACGUGGGGAGGCACCUCUUCUAUGCCCACUACGAGUUCCGGAGUGCUUGCCUGGGCUUACUCGAGUGUUGCGGUAAACGACCCCUCGGACCCGGACAGUGACUUCCAGGAGCACACUGACUUCGGCUUCUUCGGCAUGGACUACGCUGAUGCGCACGCGUCCACUUCUGAUUAUGCGAACUACCUUGCGGGUAAGGGUGGAUCUGGUGGCGGGUCUACGACAACAACUACACCGCCGACUACAACAACGACAACGACAACUUCUGCUUCUCCCACGGUCACAGCUACUGCCUAUGAUUACAUCGUCGUUGGGGCAGGUCCCGGUGGAAUCAUUACCGCAGACCGCUUAUCAGAGGCUGGCAAGAAGGUACUCCUCCUCGAACGUGGCGGACCAUCCACUGCAGAGACUGGCGGAUGGUACAAGGCCCCAUGGGCCCAGAACACCGACCUCACGAAGUUCGACGUCCCCGGUCUUUUCGAGACGAUGUUUACCGACCCGAACCCUGCGUUCUGGUGGUGCAACGACAUCACGGUCUUUGCCGGUUGUCUCAUCGGCGGUGGUACUUCCAUCAACGGUGCUCUCUACUGGUACCCUCCCGACUCUGACUUCUCGACGGCGAACGGGUGGCCAAGCGGAUGGCAGAACCAUGCGCCUUACACCAACAAGCUCUCCGCGCGCCUACCGAGUACCGACCACCCCAGUACGGAUGGGAAGCGCUACCUUGAGCAGAGCUACAACGUUGCUGAACAGUUGCUCAAGCCAAUGGGCUUCAACGCCGGCACUAUCAACGACAACCCGAACAACAAGGACCACAUCUACGGCUACUCGGCGUUCGACUUCAUCGACGGCAAGCGUGGCGGCCCGGUCGCGACGUACCUACAGACAGCACAGGCGCGCCCCAACUUCACCCUGAAGCAGUACGUUUACGUGCAGAACCUUGUCCGCACCGGCGGCACUGUCACCGGAGUUCGCACAAACGACACCUCUCUUGGUCCGAAUGGUAUCAUUCCGCUUACGCCCAACGGGCGCGUGGUUCUCAGCGCCGGCGCUUACGGUACUUCGCGUAUCCUCUUCGCUAGCGGCAUCGGCCCGUCCGACCAGCUCGCGAUUGUCCAGCAAAACCCGACGUACUCUGCAUGGCUCCCGAAGUCGAGCGACUUCAUCAACUUGCCCGUUGGCAUGAACGUCUCUGACAACCCUUCGAUCAACUUGGUCUUCACGCACCCCGACAUUGACGCCUACGAGAACUGGGCUAACGUCUGGGCGAACCCACGCCCCGCCGACGCGGCUCAAUACAUCAAGGACCAGUCCGGCGUGCUCGCUUCUGCAUCUCCGAGGAUGAACUUCUGGGAGGCGCUUGGUGGAUCGGAUGGCAAGACUCGCUACCUGCAGGGUACUGUCCGCCCUGGUGCGGCUUCGGUCAACACUACAAACGCGUACAACGCGAGUCAGAUCUUCACGAUCACGACCUACUUGUCCCAGGGCAUCACCUCGCGUGGCCGCAUCGGUAUCACUGCUUCCAUGAACGCUCAGCCUAUCGUGCAGCCAUGGUUCCAGGAUCCCGUGGACCAAGCCGUUCUCACUCAGGCUAUCAAGAACCUCGUCGGCGGCAUCGCCAAUGUGCCCAACUUGACCAUGAUCACUCCUGACAACCACAUGACGAUCGACCAGUACAUCAACGCCUAUGACCGGGCAACAAUGAAUAGCAACCACUGGGUCGGCGCCGCGAAGAUCGGUACCAGUUCAGCCUCAGCCGUCGUUGACUCCAAUGUGAAAGUCUUCAACACGAACAACCUGUUCGUGGUUGACGCUUCGAUCAUUCCCUCGCUGCCGAUGGGCAACCCACACGGAAUGCUCAUGUCCGCAGCAGAACAUGCUGUAGCAAACAUCCUUGCGCUUUCGGGUGGUCCGUAG